UCGCCUGCUGCUGACUACACAAUCCAACAUGGAGUAAUGAGAGAUGGGGCUCCUCACCGAGACCAGCGCGCAGACUUCAGCCACACCGAGGCGAAAAACCAUCGGUAUGAUGCACGGAGCCAGAAUGACAGACCUUUUGACCAGAUACAAUGCACCCGUUUAAGGAUAAAGUGCGGUGCGCGGAGAAGGGACGAACAUAAGCAACGCCGAAACGGAUUUGGGGGAAAACUCGUUGCGCUGGACUUUAAAAAAAAAGGCGAGGAGGAGAACUAAGACGACAUGAAGCCCGAACGAUGCGUACCCGCGGAGGGAUAUUAUUAUUAUUGUAGGUGAAACGAGGUGGAAAAUGACUGAGGAAUCGCAACCAGACGAUGACAGUUAUAUAGUGCGAGUGAAAGCGGUGGUGAUGACGAGAGAUGAAUCUAGUGGGGGUUGGCUGGCUCAGGAGGGUGGAGGCCUCAGUCGUGUGGGCGUUUGUAAGGUGGUCCCGGUUGACCUGGAGCUCCUGGGACGGAACGGCUUUCUCAUAUAUGGCGAGAGACUCAAAGACAAGCAGGCAAUCCUGCAGUGCUCUCUGAAGAAGGACCUGGUCUACACUAAAGCCACGCCCACCUUCCACCAUUGGAGGGUGGAGAACAGGAAGUGCGGGCUGUCGUUCCAGAGCCCCGCUGACGCCAGGGCGUUUGACCGUGGUGUGAGGAAGGCCAUCGAGGACCUCACGGAGGGAUCUACUACAUCCUCCUCCACACUGCAGAAUGAGGCUGAACUGGGUGAUGAUGAUGUGUUCACGAACGCCACAGACAGCUCAUCCAACUCUUCUCAGAAGAAAGAGACAUCCAUGCAGACGCUCGCACCAAUCAGCUUCUCUGAGCCGCACCAUUGCAUCCUGGGACAUCUCUACGACCAGCACAGGCACUCUGACCGUUACUACCUGGACCAGCCGGUGCCCAUAUUCCCUUGUUCACGUCACGUCAGGUUUCACGAGGAGGAGGAAGAGAUCGUUCGGAUCAACCCCCGCGAACGCUCUUGGCUAACGGGCUACGAGGACUACCGCCACGCCACCACUACGACACGCGACAAACCUCUGCGGCCGGACGGCACGGACGCUUACGUACUCCUCACGAAGAGCGAACCACCCAAACACGACUACACUUACACUUACCCACUCAGUGGGGAUGGGCACGUGACCCGCGGGAGCAAAACAGGCAUCGGCGGGGGCGUGGUCACUGGGCAGCCCCGGCCGCUGACGGCGAAAUGGCUGCCACGACGCGUGGACGACGGAAGGGAGCGCUUGCGGUGUGUCUACUGCCAAACCAUGUUCAGCCCAGCGGAAAACGGGCGAGGACGCUGCCAAGAAGCUCCGGACCCCGUGCAGACGUGCAUUCGGCGGGUGAGCUUCAUGUGGUGCGCAGACAGCCUCCUUUACCACUGCAUGUCGGACCCUGAGGGCGACUAUUCGGACCCGUGCUCGUGCGAUGCCAGCGAAGAGCGUUUCUGUUUGCGCUGGCUGGCGCUUCUGGGACUGUCGCUUCUAGUGCCCUGCAUGUGCUGCUACGUGCCGCUUCAAGCAUGCUACCGCUGUGGCGUCGCAUGCCACUGUUGCGGCGGGAAGCACAAGGCCGCUGGGUAAGCGGCGAAUAAACUCCUGCAUUUGUUGAUUUUCCUUCCCGCUGUGUUUCAGAGGGUCGGUCCAUUUACGUUUUUUUGCCUCAUGUUAAUUGAACUGGACAGAGGUCCAGGUUUUCAUUUUUAUUUGUAUUUUUAUUUGAGUAACCCUCAGCUUCCAUUUAAAAGACUACACGAUAAAUAUUCGUUUAUAUAUGAAAAGUAUAUAUAAAUAUAUGUAGAUAUAAAUAUAUAAAUCCAGGUACUUUAUAUUUUUUAUGCUCUGCUUUGAACGUUUGAGUUGUGUUCCCCGCGUCUGUAUGUAUGUUUGGUUUUUAAUUUUUUCGUCACUGUUCGUCGCUGUGUCUCUUCAGUCAGAGGCAUCUGUUCUAACUGUGAUAUACGUCCACUAGACUAGACAAAACCAGAGGAGUCCAAAAUAGCUGACCUGUAGGAUGGAAGAUCACGUGCGUGUUUGUGUGAGGUGUGAUGUGAACUUUUUGUCAAUUUGCGAAUUUUAAUUUGCUGUAUGAAAGAUGGUAAACACAUUGCUGCACAAGUGUGUGCGUGUCUCACAGGAACAUGUUACAUUUCACUCCAGCAAUCAAUAGAAAAAAUAUUAUGUAUUUAGUUAAAUGAAAACGAGCAUAUUUUAAGAACAUUAAUCGUUUGACAGCCCUAUUAAAAUACAGCAAAGCAAAUAUUAAUCACGUCCAGAAUCAAAGUGUGUGUACUGUGCAUAUUCAUUUUGUAUUUAUAAACACGAAAACACACUUACAUGUUUUAUCAUAUACAUGAAACAUUAUUAUUCAAUUAUUCAUUUGUGAUAUUUUUCUUAAAUACAAUAUUAAUAUGCACAGUACACAGAAAUAUAUGAUGUUAACACAAACUUUCAUUCUGGAUGCGAUUAAUCGCCAUUUAUCAUUUUAAAGCCCUAAUUCUUAUUGAAUCAUUUAAUCAAAACCUUUCAAAUUAUUACAAUAUCGCAAUUCACUUUAAUCUCAGUGGAUAUUUUCUUUACUGUAAUACAGUAUUUUGUGUCUAUAAUCUGUGUAACAUAAAGAUGCAACCAUGUAAUGUAAUGUUUUUUGCAUUAUGGUCAAAAGGAUUUGGGUGAAUGUGCUUCAAUGUCAAAAAAUGUUAACGCUCAUAAAAGACAUUUUUUUUUAGAUAAUAUAUAUAUUUGCUUUUAAUUUUGGAGUGAAAUGUGACAUGUUGUGAGAUUCUCCUGUAUGUGUUAUUCAGAAUGUAUGUGUCCGUUAUCAAUGUUUAAAAACAGCCUCAAAAUUGAUGUACCCUUCCUACAGGAUGAAAACAAGAUGUCUUUUCUCUGCCUUUGUCUUAAGCACAACACAAACUAGUAAAACUAACAAACGAAAAAAAACCCAUCUGAACACUGCAAGUUGUUGUGAAGUUCUCAAAACGUUUCAACCUUCAAACAUCAUCCAGCCAAUCAGUGGACUGUGACAGCAUUGUCAUGCCGACUGUGAUCCUGUUUGUCAUUGGAUGUUUUAUGUUCGGUUUCUCUCUCUAUUUCUCGUCUCUAUUCUCUCCCCCUCAGCUUCUGCAGUAGUACUAUCUAAAGUGUGAGAAAAGAGGAGCAGGAGAAUGAGUUAUCUGUGUGUACGGUGCUCCUCAACACAUUCUGAGAUUAAAGGAAAGUGCCUAAAUCAGAUAAUGCGGUCUUACCUCUUCUGUCCAUCUGGGAUGCGCUGCUGUUUCUGGCUUUUCAUGCUCUUAUUUUGACAUUGUUAAGCUGGCAUCUGGGGUGUGGGUGUUUAUUUACAGAGCACAACCAGAUGUUUGAAUUAUUGUUGAUUCGGGCAGUUGGAUGUCCAGAAAAUUUGACAGUCGUUUGGAUUCUGUAGAACGUAAAGUAUGGGCUCUGAAUGUAAAAAUCUCAUUCACUUUCUCUAUAGACAAUUCAAAUAUAUACACAAUUAGGCUACCAUGAGCUUUGAGGCUCUUUAAUCUAUGUAUUUGCUUUUGUAUAUCGGCAGAUUUGUGUAAUUUUACAACAGCCAACCAGAAAUAUCACUGUUAGCGUACAAACAAAUGGGUAACAAUCUCAAACUUUAUAUAUUAUGUAUAAUAUUUGUAUAUAUUGGAAUACAUUGUUUUAAAAUUUCUAAAUGUCAUUUUUAUACUUGUCAUAAAUUACUUUAAAUUCCAAAUGUA
This is a messenger RNA of Triplophysa dalaica, 3783 nucleotides long. It is a transcript of the gene spred2a, whose product is annotated as sprouty related EVH1 domain containing 2a. The coding region runs from base 347 to 1630 and encodes 427 amino acids. Lineage: Eukaryota; Metazoa; Chordata; Actinopteri; Cypriniformes; Nemacheilidae. Gene Ontology annotation, molecular function: protein kinase binding. The record is from RefSeq and is a predicted model, not a curated record. The transcript has 6 exons. Gene Ontology annotation, cellular component: membrane. Gene Ontology annotation, biological process: negative regulation of MAPK cascade; multicellular organism development.